AUGCCAUCGCAACAGAACAGGGGCCCCGAGCUCCUCGGCGUGCAGGCGGCAUUUCUCGCGGCAGCCUGGAUUGCCACAAGUCUUCGACUAUACGUGAAAAUAGCCCUCACGAAGAGCCAUACAGUCGACGAUGGCGUUAUGUAUCUUUCAACCGUCAUGUACACCGUUUACGCAGCCGCCGCCGUCCACGGUAUUAUCAACGGCGGCAUAGGCCGACAUACCUCAGAUCUGGACCCAGACAGCAUUGUUAUAGCGCUCAAGGUCUGGUACAUGUGCGAGAUUCUUUACGCCUUCAUAUCCGCCCUCAUCCGGACCUCGAUCUGCCUCUUCCUCCUCCGCAUCUUCAACCGCGGGACAAACAAGCUGGCUAAGAAGAUGCUGCAAGCCAACAUCGCCUUGGUCUGGGUCUCGUCUUUGGUUUACCUCUUCAUAGUCGUCUUCCAGUGCAACCCGCCCAACUAUUACUGGGGCAAGUUCGAAGGACUCCAGGGCAGCUGUCGCCCUGCCCAUCUCGUGCCGAACGCAACAGUCGCCCACAGUGUUAUUGCCGCUUUGAGCGACUGGGUGAUUGGCAUACUACCUAUGUCGAUUCUUUGG
Messenger RNA from Colletotrichum abscissum, 597 nucleotides. RefSeq lists its product as uncharacterized. The record is from RefSeq and is a predicted model, not a curated record. Lineage: Eukaryota; Fungi; Ascomycota; Sordariomycetes; Glomerellales; Glomerellaceae. The annotation marks the transcript as partial. The transcript has 2 exons.